Molecule: messenger RNA, 537 nt
Organism: Zingiber officinale
Lineage: Eukaryota; Viridiplantae; Streptophyta; Magnoliopsida; Zingiberales; Zingiberaceae
Exons: 1
Coding region: 1-537 (178 amino acids)
Source: RefSeq, a predicted model, not a curated record
AUGGCCAUGGAUAGGAAUAAUUCAACAGAAAGAGACAUUGCCUUGGAUCUAGAAAGUUGCAUGAAUUCUGUGAAAAAAGAACAGGAAGGAGUACAGGAUAUAGGAAUUCUGAGUAGCUUUGACAUUGAUGCAUUUUUAAAACCGGACAGAGAUGGGCAAUCGGAACAUAGUCGAUCUAGCUCUUCUGAACAUUCUUACACAGAUGAGGAGGCUUUGGUUGACAAGAGGGUUGAACCAGAGGAAAAUGUAAGCCUUUUGGAGAAGAAAAUUGGACUUGAGAAGCCAAACAAGAAAGGGCGCAAGAAGCCACCUAAGCCACCUCGUCCUCCCAACUCUCCGCCUCUAAUUGAUGCUACUAACCAGAAGCUGAUGAAGGAGAUCGAGGAAAUUGCAAGGUUGAAGAGAGAGAGGAUUCAACGAAUGAAAAUCAAGAUGAAGAAUGCUAAAUCAACACAUUCUAAUAGCAGCCUUUGGGCCUUGCUCGUCACCAUUCUUUUCAUCCUUGUUAUAAUCUGGAAAGGAUUGAUUCAUUUUUGA